Owenia fusiformis is the source of this 2222-nucleotide messenger RNA. Lineage: Eukaryota; Metazoa; Annelida; Polychaeta; Sabellida; Oweniidae. The record is from the annotation of a GenBank genome assembly.
AAUUAAUGAGAUAUUUAGCAUUUGCCUCAUCCGCUACUUGAAAUAGCCCACUUUAACAGGAUUUGUGUGAACGAAGGGGAUGCUGCUUAAUAGGAACUAAAAGUGUCGUCUCGUCUAGCAGUGCCCUCAUUAAUAUCCAUGGACCUAUUUUAUCUCCGCACAAUAAUGUAAAGAUUAGUAACCUUUUAGGAUGAGGAUUAUAUCAAAAGCAUUAGUUUUAGUCACAGUAUUAGUAGGAACAUAUAGUGCUUAUGUGCGAAAACGGGACGACGUAAUUUUCCUUCCCCCACCGCCAAAUAAACCUCUACUCCCUAGACCAAUAGAAUCAUUUUCAAUAGAAUACAAACCAUGGACUUCGUGGGGACGCUGGAGUGAAUGCGACUGCUAUGGAAUAAGAAGUAGAAACAGAACAUCUAUUAAUGGUUUGCAAAAACGGUUCAGAGGUUGUGAAGUGGACAGUGACUGCCCUAACACAGAUCCUAGCAAUUUCCCCGAGUGGUCGAAGUGGUCCCCAGUCGGACCUUGCUUCACUGAUCACAACGGCUACCCGUUUGGUACUGGAAAGCAAACUUCAAAAGGGUGUUUACAAAAAUAUUUACGACGCUGCAAGUUCAAAACUUCGAAUGAGAUUCCACCUGUACCAUGUCGGAUAGCUGAAAACAAUACGAGAUACAAUCUUGAUUCUGAAUAUGGUUUCACAGAAGAAAAAAUUGACGAAUGUGGUGAAGGUACAUCUGGAUGUGAGAAAGGUGCUGGCACUGUCUAUGGUGUUUGGAGCCAAUGGUUCACUUGUGACAACAAAUGCUUACGGGAACGACAACGUUGUUGCGAUAUCAACGGAUUUGAUGCCAAUAUUUGCAACUGCCUUUCUAAAGAGGGUGAAGAUUGCACGAUAAAAUGUAUAGCUCCGAUGAAUUGGGAGAGUUGGUCGGAAUGGUCUGAAUGUACAUACAAUCCAAAAGGGAAAUGCCAUCGGAAGAGGACUCGUUCUUGUGUUCUGGACGAAAAGCUCGUGAAGAAAAAUCCGAUGCACGAAUGUAAAGCUGAUGACGAGGCGAUGUUUGAAGAGUGUCCUGUUGGUGACACGUGUUUAGAAUCUGCUCAUUGUGGCGAAGUCACCGAAGAUAUCAUCAAUGGCACGUUUGUUAACGUCAUCAUUGGUCCCAAGAUUGAUAUCGGUGUUGGCGAGACAUUUGACCCAGAAUCUAAAUAUCCGAUUGAUUCCAUCUCUCAAUAUACCUGUGAUGACUGUCGCGGAGUCAAAUUCUUGAAGAGACUUAGAGUCAAAUGCCGGUUGGAUGAAGAAGGAUAUGCUGGAUGGGCUAAACUCCCGAAAUGCAAAGUUAUCGAAUGUAACCCAAAGCCAAAAGCUCCAAAGUUUGGAUCCGUAGAUUCAAAAAAUAAUCAAUGUAGGGACACAGUGAACUAUGCUUGUGAUCCGUGCUAUGAUCUAGUUGGCAGCUCCACCAUAACGUGCAUUGAUAGUAUCAAGAAUAGCAUUAAGGGGACCUGGUCGGAUGAUCCACCAAAAUGUAAAAUAAAGUCAUGUGGACCGCUUCUUAUUGAGAAUGCUAUUGUAAAUGGAGGCACUAACUGCGGCGAUACGCUUACAUAUACCUGUGUGACUGGCUUCGAACUCGUCGGACCUGGAAGCCCAAGUGUCAAAUGUACUACAAAAGGAUGGGAAACCCCUUCACAAGUAUGUGUUGAUAAGCGUUUACGUUGUCCAGACCCCGGGGAAUUUAAACAUGGAAAUGUGACUGGUCCAAAGGGUCCUUUUCGUGAUGGAGAUACACUUACAUUCACAUGUGAUGAUUGCUACGAGUUUGAAGAUGGAACCAGCGAAGAUCAGGUGACAAUUACCUGCACUGCUGAUGGCACUUGGAACGACGUAGCACCAACUUGCAAGAUUAGAUCUUGUGGACCGCUGCAGAUCAAAAAUGGAGAUGUGACUGGCGGUAAUAACUGUGGCGACACUGUGGAAUUCACUUGCGACGAAGGCUUUGAAACAAAUAACGGACCAGGCCCUCAGACACUUCAGUGUACGCCAGAAGGAUGGGAACAAGAGGCACAUUUUUGCAGGCGCGUAGGCUGCCCAGAUAUAGGGGAUAUCGAGAACGGGGAAGUAACUGGUGCAACUUCCCCAUUUUUAUACGAGGACAAUCUGAUAUUUACAUGUGACAACUGCUACGAUUUCGGAGAUGGAACCAGCGAAGGCCAGG